Messenger RNA from Anguilla anguilla (European eel), 4031 nucleotides. Its product is annotated as voltage-dependent calcium channel subunit alpha-2/delta-3-like. Gene Ontology annotation, cellular component: voltage-gated calcium channel complex. Lineage: Eukaryota; Metazoa; Chordata; Actinopteri; Anguilliformes; Anguillidae. Gene Ontology annotation, molecular function: voltage-gated calcium channel activity. The coding region runs from base 211 to 3492 and encodes 1093 amino acids. The transcript is spliced from 38 exons. The record is from RefSeq and is a predicted model, not a curated record.
UUCAAGACUUCGCUCACAGCAGGAGGUGCUGCCGGCUUAAACGCGCGCGGAAGCAGCUCUCAGAGGUGCAGCCGAUGAAGUUCCAUCGCGGACCCGCAGAAUAUGACCGGGGAAUAGGAAUAACCCUUAAAUUAGUUCAUUUUUCCCACAAGACGAAGCUUGUAUCUACCCUUUAAACACGCUAUUCGCGACAGGAACAAAUAUUUAACAAUGCGAUGGAACAUGAUACUCAGCCUUCCAUGCGCGUGUGGCGUUGGAUUCUUUUUUCUUUGGAUAACAUUUGGCAUGGCGGUCGUUGAAGGUGUUGCAUCCCAACAGGAGCUACCUUUAUCCGUAGUCAAGCUGUGGGCCUCUGCUUUUGGUGGAGAAAUUAAAUCAAUUUCAGCCAAGUACUCAGGAUCACAGCUGCUGCAGAAGAAAUCUAAAGAAUAUGAAAAGUCUGUUCGAGUUGAAGAAAUCGAUGGCCUGAAGCUGGUGAAACAGCUGUCAGAAAGUAUGGAGGAGAUGUUUCACAAGAAGGCGGAAGCCAUGAGGCGACUGGUGGAAGCAGCAGAGGAGGCUCAUUUACAGCAUGAGGAGGAUCCAGACCUGCAGUAUGAAUACUUCAAUGCUGUGUUAAUUAAUGAAGCUGAUGAGCAGGGGAACACAGUGGAGCUGGGAAAGGAGUUUAUUCUGGAACCAAAUGAUCAUUUUAAUAACCUGUCAGUCAACCUCAGCCUCAGUGUCGUUCAAGUCCCAACCAACAUGUACAAUAAAGACUCUGCCAUAGUGAAUGGGGUGUAUUGGUCAGAGGCCCUGAAUAAGGUGUUUGUGGAUAACUUUGAGAGAGACCCGACCCUCAUAUGGCAGUAUUUCGGCAGUGCAAAGGGAUUCUUCAGACAGUAUCCAGGUGUAAAGUGGCAUUCAGAUGAGCAUGGAGUCAUUGCCUUUGACUGCAGAAAUCGCAAAUGGUACAUCCAGGCGGCGACCUCUCCAAAGGAUGUGGUGAUCCUGGUGGACGUGAGCGGUAGCAUGAAGGGUCUGCGGCUCACCAUCGCUCGACAGACUGUCUCUUCCAUACUCGACACACUCGGGGACGACGACUUCUUCAACAUCAUCGCUUACAAUGAGGAAAUUCACUAUGUUGAGCCAUGUCUGAAUGGAACACUGGUCCAAGCCGACAAAACCAACAAAGAUCAUUUUAGAGAACACCUGGACAAGCUCUAUGCGAAAGGAAUGGGAAUGCUGGGGAACGCUUUAACUGAAGCUUUUACCCUGCUGAAUGAUUUUAACCAGACUGGACGUGGGAGCAUGUGCAGUCAGGCCAUCAUGCUGGUGACGGACGGGGCAACGCAAAUGUACGACUCCGUCUUUGCCAAGUACAACUGGCCUCACAGGAAGGUGCGCAUCUUCCCCUACCUGAUUGGCCGAGAAUCGGCCUUUGCUGAUAAUCUCAAAUGGAUGGCAUGUGCAAAUAAAGGGUACUUUUCUCAGAUCUCCACCCUGGCUGAUGUGCAGGAGAACGUGAUGAGGUACCUGCAUGUGCUGAGCAGGCCCAAGGUGAUUGACCAUGAGCAUGACACCAUAUGGACCGAGGCCUACAUGGAUGACACGCUCCCUCAUGCCCAGAAGAUGGGGGAAAACAACAGUCCACUUUUAAUGACCACUGUGGCCAUGCCGGUGUUCAGCACCAAGAACCAAACGAAAAAUCAGGGUAUUCUUCUUGGUGUAGUCGGCACUGAUAUACCGGUCCAGGAGCUUUUGAAGAUCAUGCCAAAACACAAGCUUGGUAUUCAUGGGUACGCCUUUUCCAUCACCAACAAUGGCUACAUACUGACGCACCCAGACCUGCGGCCACUGUACCAGCAGGGUGGUAAAAGGAAGAAGCCAAACUACAGCAGUGUGGAUCUGUCUGAGGUGGAGUGGGAAGACAGAGACCAUGUAUUGCGCAAUGCCAUGGUGAACAGGAAGACCGGAACAUUCUCCAUGGAGGUGAAGAAGACUGUGGAUAAAGGGAAGCGUGUCCUCUCCAUGCAUAUUGACUACUACUAUACUGACAUCAGAGGAACCCCAUUCAGUCUGGGCGUGGCUCUGUCCAGGGGACAUGGGAAAUACUUCUUCAAAGGAAACGUGUCUAUAGAGGCAGGGCUCCAUGACCUGGAACACCCAGAUGUGGCCCUGGCAGAUGAAUGGAUCUAUUGCAACACUGAAGAACACCAUGAGCACAAAUAUCUGUCCCAAAAACAGGCCAUCAAACUGUACCUGACAGGACGCAAGCCACACCUCAAGUGUGAUAAAGAGCUCAUCCAGGAGGUUCUGUUUGACGCUGUGGUAACAGCUCCACUGGAGGCAUACUGGACCCGGCUGGCAUUAAACAAGUCUGAGAAUCCAGAUAAGGGAGUGGAGAUUGCUUUCUUGGGCACGAGGACCGGGCUCUCCAGAACCAAUAUGUUUGUGGUCCGAGAGCAGCUGAACAAUCAGGACUUUCUCACGGCUGAUGAUAAGGAAGGGGUGUUCAAUGCUGACCACUUCCCUCUCUGGUACAAGAGAGCAGCAGAGCAGGUUCCUGGGACCUUUGUCUACUCCCUCCCCUUCAGCUCAGGGAUCGAUAAUAAAAGUGUGGUAUUAGCCAGCACAGCUAUCCAGCUCCUGGAUGACAGGAAGUCCCCUAUCGUGGCUGCGGUGGGGAUCCAGAUGAAGCUGGAAUUCUUCCAGAGAAAGUUUUGGACAGCGAGCCGCCAGUGCGCUGCUCUUGAUGGGAAGUGUGGACUCAGCUGUGAUAGUGAGAACAUCAACUGUUACCUCAUUGACAAUAAUGGAUUCAUCCUGGUUGCCAAGGAUUCAUCUCAGACGGGGAUAUUUUUUGGGGAGGUAGAAGGGGCUGUAAUGAACAAGCUGCUUCUCAUGGGGUCAUUUAAGAGGGUGACUCUGUAUGAUUACCAGGCCUCCUGCAUUGUGUUUGUGGAGCGCAGUAGUAGCCCUCAAAGCUUAUUAGAUCCUUACCUGGCUGCCAUUGCUGCCGUUAAAUGGCUCAUCUCUGAACUCCUCAUAUUUAUGCUGGAGUUCAACCUGUACAGCUGGUGGCACUCAGACGUCACAGCCAAAGCUCAGAGGUUAAAGGGGAAGACAAUGCUGGUUCCUUGUGACACAGAGUACCCAGCCUUUGUCUCCGAGCGCACAAUUAAGGAAACCACCGGCAACAUCGACUGUGACGGAUGUGUCAGAUCAUUUGUGAUCCAACAGAUUCCCAGCAGCAACCUCUUCAUGGUGGUCGUGGACAACAAGUGUGACUGUAGUUCCGCCCCUCCUGUUACCAUGGAACCCAUAGAACUCAUGUACAACGAGUCUCUGAAAUGUGAGCGCCUGAAGUUGCAGAAGGACAGGAAACGGCCAGACUCCUGCCAUCCCUUUCACGCAGAGGAGAAUGCUAUGGAGUGCGGAGGAGCACUAGGCCUCAACCCCCAGCCCCUGGUGACCCUGCUGGCCCUGCUCUGUGCUCUGCUCGCCAGGUGACCGGGGCUCACCUUGCUUGGAUGCCACACAGGCCUAAUAAAUGGCCCUCCCGCCUCUCACUUCGUCCACACACUGGACCAGCAGCUGGAAUCAUGCUAUGUUUGUGAGCAUGUGUCUGCAAGCAAAAAAAAAAACCCCACAUAUUUUUACAAAUAGUCAUAAUUAUCAUUUGUAAAUGGUAGAGUUCCGGACAGGGAGGCCCCAGCUUACAGGCCUGGGUGACUUUUGCUUUGAGCUGCAAAUCAAUGCUGUUUUUGAAGGUCUUAAAGGCCUGAUGAUAUGCAGGGCAGAGUGGUGUAGGUAGGCUAGCUUUUUGCCCUUGCAGCAUCAUUCAAUGGAUGCAUGAGAGAAAAUAUAUAUAUUCAAUGUAAAACUUCAACUUUAAUUUCCACCUGUAGAAAAUUUGCAUUUCAUUAAAACUGGAAAUACAUUCAGUAGUGAUGUAAUUCUCUAAGAAUGUUCCUACUGUACAGUGACUCUACAGCUUAAUGUUUGGAAAGCUGGGAACUGGCUAAAUAAAAGCAAUUUUUUUUCUAUCA